AUGAAGAAGAAAAACCCAGGAAGUGAAAAGGUUCAGGCGAAGAAGAUGAGCGCAGAAGCUGCGGACAGAGAGGCCGCAACUUCGAGCCGGCCAUGUACUCCUCCUCAGACUUCAUGGUUUGAAUUCUUACUGGAUGAUUCAUUGCUGGAGGCUCACCUACAGAAAUCUUCUCCAGAUCCACCACCUGUUCAGCUGAUUGUCCAGUUUCUAGAGCAAGCCUCCAAACCCACUGUAAAUGAGCAGAAUCAAGUACAACCCCCUACCGACAACAAGAGAAAUCGCACUCUGAAACUGUUGGCUUUGAAAGUGGCAGCUCACUUAAUGUGGGACCUUGAUGUGCUGGAGAAGAGUUUAUCGGUACCCGUGCUGAACAUGCUGCUCAAUGAGCUCCUUUGUGUGAGUAAAGUACCUCCAGGAACAAAGCAUGUGGACCUGGACCUCUCCAGCUUACCUCCAACCACUGCCAUGGCCAUCAUGCUGUACAACAGAUGGGCAAUCAGAACUAUUGUGCAAAGCAGUUUCCCUGUGAAGCCAAUUAAGCAGGGUCCACUACAACCAAAUGUAAUGAAUCAAAUACAACAAGAAAAAGAGCUCACUGAAAAUAUUCUUAAAGUGCUGAAAGAACAAGCAGAGGACUCGGUCUGUGUGCUAGAGGAGGCCAUAAAACUAAAGAAGUCUUUCUAUGUCCAUACCAUGAGGACCCUGGACCUGUUAGCGAUGGAGCCUGGAGCUGUGAAUGGGGAAACUGAGAGCUCCACUGCUGGUUUAAUGAUCAGUUCUGAAGAGAUACAAUGUCAGGUGUGCUAUGACCUUGGAGCCUUUUACUUCCAGCAAGGACCCACCAACCCAUUAAAUUAUGAGAAGGCUAGAGAGCAUGUUUUCAACACCAAACAACUGGUAUCCAAGAUUGGUGCCGACUCUGCCCACUGCGCAAUAGAUCAGAGAAGGUUGGCCGGAUACUGCCAGGCAUGCAGUGUUCUAGCCCCAUCAAAUUUGACUGUCCAGCAAUCGUCAACAUAUAGUCAGAUUCAUAACUUUAUGAAGAGUGGUAAUUACCAGGGAAUACUAAAUAUUUUCUAUGAAGAUAAUGUACAUGGUAACCUACCUGACCAGUUCAGACAGUCGGUUUUGAGAGAGCUCUUCCAGAAGGUGCAGCAAGGCAAUGAUGCUCUGAAGGUGAUUUGCUUUAAAAUCUGUGCUUGCAACACAAUGUGGGACAUUCUUAAUGGGCGUCCAGUUAGCGUGCAUUUUCACCAGCUCUUUAUGAAGCCAAACAAUGAGAAAAUAGACUAUCUUCUUGAGGUGUGUUCCAAGGCCCUGAAGAUUGAAGAAGCUUCAGAGUCUCAAAGACGAAUGGUAGCUUCAUUUUUAAAAAACUUGUGCUUGGGCAUUGAAGACUUACAGUUAGUGUUUAUGAUUUCCUCUCAUGAGCUAUUCAUGAAACUGCUGACAGAUGACGAAAGGAAGAUGCUUGUUGAGCAAAUCAGGCAGAGAACAUCCCACACCAAUCUCUGUACUAAGCCUGUGACCUCCUUCUAUGACAUACCAGCAUCUGCCAGUGUGAACAUUGGACAGCUAGAACAUCAGCUCAUCCUCAGUGUGGAUCCCUGGAGAAUUAGGCAGAUUCUGAUUGAACUAUAUGGCGUGACCUCUGACAGCCAGUUCUGGAUUGUGUCUAACAAGUGGGAGGUGCCAACAGUAUACAGCGGAAUAAUCCUGGGAAUUAAAGAUAGCUUGACAAGAGACCUUGUCUAUAUACUGCUGGCCAAAGGCUUACACUGCAGUGCUAUUAAGGACUUUCCUCAUGCAAAACAGCUGCUCACUUCCUGUCUAGAGCUAGUGACAGAAUUCUCUCCCAAGCUGCGGCAGGUUAUGCUUAAUGAGAUGCUGCUACUGGACAUUUACGCUUUUGAGGCUGGGGGCGGAGUCUCCAGCGAUCGGCCACCACCAGAACUCAUCAGCAGAGUACGAGGCUACCUGGAAAUGAGGAUUCCUGACAUUCCCCUCCGACAAGUCGUGGCAGAGGAGUGUGUAGCUUUCCUACUCAACUGGAGAGAAAAUGAGUACUUGACAUUACAAGCACCUAACUCCUUAGUGCAGAACAAUCCCUAUGUCAAGCUCGGACAGCUGCUGGCAGCCACAUGUAAAGAGCUCUCAGGACCGGACAGCCGGAGGGCAGCUAAAGAUCUUUGGGAGGUGGUGUUACAGAUAUGCAGCGUCUCCAAUCAGCACAAGCGGAACAGCGAGGGCAGAAUUAGCCUGAUCAAAAAUAGAGAAUCCACUAUGGGAAUCAUGUACCGGAGUGAACUUCUGUCUUUCACAAAGAAAUUAAGAGAACCUCUAGUGUUAACAACAUUGCUAUCUUUGUUUGUUAAGCUUCAUAAUCUGCGGGAGGAUAUUGUCAAUGAUAUUACUGCUGAACAUAUCUCUAUCUGGCCAACCAGCAUUCCAAACUUCCAGUCUGUAGACUUUGAUGCUGUUGCUGUCACUGUGAAAGAACUGGUAAAAUACUCACUGAAAAUCAAUUCCAAUAACCACAACUGGCUCAUCAUCCAGGCCGAUAUAUAUUUUGCAACCAACCAGUUUUCUGCUGCUUUAAACUACUAUCUUCAGGCUGGGGCUGUCUCGUCUGACUUCUUCACCAAGCAAGUCCCGCCAGAUGUGUAUACUGAUCAGGUGAUUAAAAGAAUGAUAAAGUGCUGUAACCAACUGUGCUGCCACACUCAGGUCGCUAUACUCUGCCAGUUCCUUAGAGAGGUUGAUUAUAAAACUGCCUUUAAAGCUCUCCAAGAACAAAAUGGCCACGAUGCAAUGGAUUCCUACUAUGAAUACAUAUGGGACGUGACCAUUCUGGAGUAUUUAACGUAUUUACACCAUAAAAGGGGGGAAGUCGAUAAGAGACAGAUAGCGAUAAAAGCCAUUGGGCAACCAGAAUUGAAUGCCAGUAACCCUGAGGAAGUGCUGCAAUUGGCUGCACAGAGGCGGAAAAAGACCUUCCUUCAAGCAAUGGCUAAACUGUAUUUCUAA
Staurois parvus is the source of this 3027-nucleotide messenger RNA. NCBI's taxonomy places the organism in Eukaryota, Metazoa, Chordata, Amphibia, Anura, Ranidae. The record is from the annotation of a GenBank genome assembly.